This is a messenger RNA of Eimeria necatrix, 1080 nucleotides long. Its product is annotated as zinc finger (CCCH type) protein, putative. Lineage: Eukaryota; Apicomplexa; Conoidasida; Eucoccidiorida; Eimeriidae. The coding region runs from base 1 to 1080 and encodes 359 amino acids. The transcript is spliced from 2 exons. Gene Ontology annotation, molecular function: metal ion binding; mRNA binding. The record is from RefSeq and is a predicted model, not a curated record.
AUGAGUUACAGCGCUUCUUCGGCUCAGAGGGGUCUUACUUCACCCUCAGGUGUGUCUGAGUGCAGCGAAAGUACAAAUGUCGGCUUGUUGACCGCUGGUAUGGAUCGUAGCUGCGAGGACACAGUCUCCCUCUCUUCUCACUCAACAGUGUCGUCUUUCCCGGGCAGCCGGCCUUCUCCUGGAGAUGAACGACGGUCUAGCAGCACCCCCAGUGGGGCCACUGACCAGCAUUUUGACUCCACAACUGAUCUGAAAAACCAGUUGCUGUCCCUUUCCCAUCCACUCCUCAGCUGCCUCCCCCUGGAGCACACAAUUGUGGCCGACAGACGCCGCGUUUUCCACAAAACGCAGCUGUGCAGACACCUGGCAUCGGGCUACUGCCGCAACGGACUUGACUGCCCUUUCGCCCACUCAGAGACAGAGCUCCGGCCUGCUCCUCACCUUUCGAAGACAAUGAUGUGCCCGGCUGUGAAGGCUGGCGGGCUCUGCCCGAGAGUUCUGGCAGGGGGAAACUGCUCGUUCGCGCACAGCCGUCACGAGCUGCGGCGCACGGCUAAUCACUACAAGACAAACAUGUGUCGGUCGUGGCUUUCUGGGAAUUGUUUGAAAGAUGACAAGUGCACUCACGCGCAUGGCGAACUAGAACUUCUGUUUUACCGGCACCGAGCUCUUCAGUCCGGCCGUCGAGACUUCCUCGACGAGAGAGAGACGGCAAGGAUUGGGAAAGUGCCAACUUUGAGGAGUAGCUCCCCCAGCAAGUGUUCUCCCAAGCAGCUGAGUGCCGCGAGGAAUUGCAUAGCGGGGCCUAGCCCUCAGAAGAAGCCUCUGACGCAGCAGCUCAACAGUGGCAGCUUUGCAGGGUGCCCACCUAGGAAAGGCUACACCGGCAGUGUGCCUGCUGUACAACAAGUUGAACACAGUAGUCGCAAAAGCCUUACUCAGCAGCCCCCUGCUCUUCCUGUUCCUGCGGUGUAUCCAGCCUCUCCAGAUGUCCUUUCUGAAGCAGCAGCCCUUCUACAGCUAGCAUCUCAACUCCAGGCUCUAGCACUUUCUCAAUCAAGGGAAAACCAGGCGCUGUAG